AAAAGCCUAGACAGCCAUCAAGCGCUCAGCCCACAAAGAGAAAUAGUGUUGGAGAGACAGGACAGCAGGACAGAGGUGCAGAUCAAAAGAGUCUUAAAGAAACUAUUGCUUUUAACCCUGACAUACAACUACCAGACCUCCAGAGCAAAGAUGAUUGGACAGAAGAUGUGGACGCAAGUGGUUGUACUGGCAGUCCUGGUGCUAACGGUGAUGGCAGCCGAAGGAGGCAAAGCAGAAAAACAAGGAAAGAAGGAGCGCAGAUCUGACUGCGGGGAAUGGCAGUGGAGUGUUUGUGUUGCAAAUGAGGGGGACUGUGGACUGGGAACCAGGGAAGGAACACGCACGGGUACAGACUGCAAGCAGACCAUUAAAACCCAACGCUGCAAAAUCCCCUGCAACUGGAAGAAGAAGUUUGGAGGGGACUGCAAGUACGAGUUCCAGGAUUGGGGGGAGUGUGACCUGACUACAGGGAAGAAGAACAGGACUGGGGUCCUGAAGAGAGCGCUCAUGGAUGCGACCUGCGCUGCCACUGUCACAGCUACCAAGCCAUGUGGGAAACUUCCCAAGACCAAGCUGCAAGAUGCAAAGAAGCAAAAGAAGGAGGGGAAGAAGCGGGAGCGUACCCCAAAGGACUGAUGAGAUUUGUUUUUACUUUAAACCAGCAAAAGGGAAGAAGACUGUGGAAAAAUGUCCACUACCCCCAUUUCAACCUGGUUUCCUGUUUAUCUGUACUGUAGGCUGACAUCUGUAGUUUUGAUAAAACUAGUAAAAAAAAUGAUUUUUAGAGCCAAUUACUAUUUUUUUUCUUUUUUCUUAGCGUCCAAUACAGAACAUGUUGUAUAUUGGUAUGUUGGGCAUAAUACAAUGCUUUAGGGAUGGAUAAUGAGAUGAUUUGUUUACUAGCGUUGACACUUAAUUAUGUUAUCUUUCACAUUAAUUCUUAGGUACAAAUAGCCCAGGAUUUGUUUUACUGUUCCAACUCUAAUUUGGAAAACUUCUUUGGCCUUUGCUCCAGCUUAAUGAGGCUGUUUGUUAAAAGUGAGUCCUCAAACAUUUUCACCUAAUUAAUUUGAGCUAAAAAAAAAAAAAGUUUUGGUUUUUCAGUGUUAAGCAAGCCUAAUAUAACUGUAUGUUUUUGAAUCUAACUUCCAUCUGCAAUUUUUUUGAAGGGUUCAAUAUAAGUGUAGAAAAUGUUUUGCUAGAGUUCAACUUCUUUACCUCCUGUUUUACUUUGAUUUCCUCAUACUGUGAAAUCAGUUCUUAAGUCAUGGCUGCUGGAAGUUAUCACCUCCUUCUCUUCCUCUUUUACAUGUCUGAUACUAAAAAGUUAAUAAAAUGUAGAAAACGAUACCAAAAGUAUUUAACCUUCAUGCUGUCAGCUGUGUCAAUAAAAUGCAAAUAAAAUUAAAACUGCCU
Messenger RNA from Cyprinodon tularosa, 1416 nucleotides. It is a transcript of the gene ptn, whose product is annotated as pleiotrophin. Bases 151 to 636 code for a protein of 161 amino acids. Gene Ontology annotation, molecular function: growth factor activity. The transcript is spliced from 5 exons. The record is from RefSeq and is a predicted model, not a curated record. NCBI's taxonomy places the organism in Eukaryota, Metazoa, Chordata, Actinopteri, Cyprinodontiformes, Cyprinodontidae.